Ichthyophthirius multifiliis is the source of this 2004-nucleotide messenger RNA. RefSeq lists its product as hypothetical. The transcript is spliced from 7 exons. Gene Ontology annotation, biological process: regulation of membrane potential; cellular response to mechanical stimulus; detection of mechanical stimulus. Lineage: Eukaryota; Ciliophora; Oligohymenophorea; Hymenostomatida. Gene Ontology annotation, cellular component: membrane. The record is from RefSeq and is a predicted model, not a curated record. Gene Ontology annotation, molecular function: mechanosensitive monoatomic ion channel activity; monoatomic cation channel activity.
AUGGAGGAUGAAAUAAAGGAAAAUCCUCAAUUAUUAGAUAAAAAAUAUAAAGAAAAUUUCUUCGAAAGAAUAUUUUCUCCCUUUUAGAAAAAAUCAGGCUACGAUUUUUACCCUUGGAUAGCACUUAUUUAAGUUAUUAUACUUUUCUAUAUUGAUAGUAGUUCUGAAGGAAUUCAGAAUUCAAUUAAGUAUAAUUAACUUUCUGGUAAUAUGGUUAUUGUUCUGUUUAUUUAAAUUAUUAUCAUGGUCUCGGAAAGAUAUAUUACUUUAAGAACCUGUGGAAAAAUAAAAGAAAGCGAAGUCGAUAAAAUUUAAGAUUAUAUUUAAAAACAAAGGAAGGAAUAAGAAAAUAAAUUAAAAAAGUUGAAAUAUCAAAAUAGAUAAAGUCAAGUUUUUAAAGAUGAAAUUGAAAAACCUAAAGAAAAACAGUCUUUUGAAAUCACUUAAAUAAUGCUUAAAUAUAUUUAAUUGACUAUAGUUUUAGUUCUUUUUUUAUAUUUUGUUUAUCUAAAUAUUCCUUAACCAUUCUAAAGAAAUAUAGAUGGAUAAUUUAAAAAAUAUACUACAAAUAGCUUUUUAAGUUUCUUUUACUUUUUAUAUUGCAUAUAUUUUACUUUAUCUGGCUUAUAAAUAAAAUAUGGUUAUAACAAGUUUAAAAUUCGUAAUACAUUAAUGUAAUACUAAACAUCACUAGCAGGUAUAUGUUUAAAAGUAUUUAGAGCGAUUCCUUUUAUGUAAUAAUUGAAAGUUGUAAUGGACUGGACUUUUACAGCAACAACUUUAGAUCUUUUCUAAUGGUUUAAAAUCGAAGAUAUUCAUUUCACUUUAUAUUGCGCAAAACUGGAUUCUAUUGUACAAAAAAAUAAACCUGUGGGAUAAAAUACACCAUGGUUUAUGAAAUUAUCAAUGGGUUGGGUACUUUUAAUUUUAAUUAUUUUACUUAUUUUCGGGCCUAUGCUUCUUUUUUCUAGUCUAAAUCCUACUACUUAGUUAAAUUCUAUUACUAAUGCUAAACUAGAAUUAGGAUUACUAUUCGGAGGAAUUUACGGAGUUUAUUAUCCCUUGUAUUUAAAUUAGAAUGUAAAAUAUAUACAAACUGUAGAUGAUGAAGACUUAUAAAAUUUUAAAAAUAUAACUCAAAUAAGUUAAUCAGAUAAAAGAUAAUUUUAAACUUUUGUCUAUAGCAGUUCGAGUGAUGAUAACUGGACAGCUUCUAAACCUAAUAAAGAUGAAAUAAAAAUGAUUCUAAAUCAAACCAUUAAUUAAUAAAUUAAAAAUUAAGUAAACGAUUUAAAUUCAUAGCCAAGUACUUUUUAUUAUCCAUUUAAUACUAAAUCUUUAGACUCAAUGGGAACUAGUAUGUCUUUAGAAUAAAUCAAUUAACUUUAUUAAAUAAUUAAUUGUAAUGCUACAAGUCCACUUCUUCUUAAUAAUCUUUAUUUAGAAUUAUUAAGACUUGAUACUAAUGGAAAAACAUAUAAAGCUCGUCCUUUCUAUAGUAUUGAUUAUUAAAGUUAUAUAAAAGAUGCAUACUUUAAUUUAAUAUGUUUAGAACAUGGAAAAAUCACUUAAGCCUAAUAUUUUGAUCUUUAAAUAGUAGGUGGAGAAUAAGGAGAAGGCUUAAAUUUUUAUGUUUUAUGUGAUAAAUAUUCAUCAUUUUUUAUGGGUUUUUCUAUAAUUACAAUAUAUACGUCUGUUAUUUUGGUUAUUGGUUAAUUUAUUAAAACUAUAUUUAGUGGUGAUAUUUAGAUUAUUGUAUUUUCUGAUUUACCUAAUUCUGAUAAGUUAUUAAAAAUUUGUGAUGCGAUAGCAGUUGCAAGAGCAGAAAGAGAUUUGAUUAAGGAAAAUUUGCUGUAUUAUGAAUUAAUAGAUUUACUAAGAUCACCUGAAGUCAUUAAAAUGAUAACAGGGUCUUAUGCAGAAACUAUAUAAAAUAAAAGCAAAUAAGAAGCUGAAGAAGUUUAAAAAAUUAAAUUAGAGGAAGAUAAUAAAAAAAAUUAAUGA